AUGGGUGUCGACGAGUUCGGAAAAGCCGUGUCGCCGCCCCUCCCACCUCCACCCUGCGCGAUAGAGACGCAACCUCGGCGUGACGUCGACGACGCCGUCACCCCCCUCCCCCGCCUCCCUCUGAAGAGCAACUCGUCCAACGUGACCCAAGGUCAGACCGGCCGCCGGCCGCAUCAUCGCCUCGCUUGCCCAGCCAUGGACGAGAAUAUCGGACUGCCCCACGAGGGCGUCCAUGCCUCUCUUCCUCCGUCCGCCACCUCCCACCUCAUGACGGGGUUUGCCGUCUACGAACCCAUCUCGCGAGCGACCUCGCCCGGCCUCUCGUUUCCCAAGCUGGACGAGGACGACAAGAAGCGAUAUCGCCCGAGAACGUUCGCCUACUUCGCCCAGCUACCCUUCGAGGUCGAGGAGGAGGCCCAGCGAGAUGCCGCCCUGCAGGGCAUCCUCAAGCAGCUCUACGUCUCCCUCCGGGCCGAAGACUUCCUCCCCGGCGCCAUGUACUGGACCCGAGAGCUUCAGGCGUGGCUGAACCUCAAGUUUGAGAUGACGCGCGAGCAGAGGGCGAGCCUCACGAGGCUGUACUACGCGCUCUGCCUCUCCCCCGGCCUCGACGGCAUGGUGGCCGACCGCUUCCUGCGCAUGGUCUUGAUCUUCACGAGGAAGACGCACUACCUGAAGCCCGGCGAGGAUCUGACGCUCGACUGGAGACCCCUGUGGAAGGAGGUCAAGGCGUGGGUGCUUCCCUCCGAAGGCCCGUCGUACCAGAGCACCCGCCGGCGAUCGGCGAAGCAGCUCCUCAAGCUGUGCACCCACGCCCACACGUACUUUGACCCCAAGGACCGUCCCGCCAUCCUCGACGAGUUCUUGCCCUUCUUCGGCGUCAACGAACUGCCCAACGCCUUCGUCGUCAUCGGCGCCCUCACCGCCCUGCUGCCGAGCCGGCCGGCGCCCGCGAGCGAGCCGUUGGCCCAGCCGCAGCAUUUCUUCCCCACGCUGUUCCAUCUUUGGGCCAUCAUGAAUCGAUCUAAGGUGGUCGACAUCAUGUACAUGGACCUGUUCUCUCGCCUGACGAGGGAUCACCUCCAAGCCGAGCACGUUCCCUUUUCCCAGUACGGCAUCUUCACCAAGGAGCAGUCGGACCUCAUCUUCACCGCCAUGCUACGCCUCACGCAAAUUCCUGUCGGUCAGGCCAACUCGCCCUACACACCCGUCGAUUACUUGUCGGGCACCGGCGCCUACCUGGAAAAGGACAAGAAAAAGUACCCCGUCGCCUACAUGAUGGCCCGCCUCGUCACGAGCUGCCUUUCUCCGAGCUGCCUCGAGGGCGACGAGUCCAUCAUGGCGAGCCUCGAGGGCUUGAUGCAGUCCGUCGAGACCUUCUUCCACCCGUCCAACCAGGGGGGUUGGACCAACAUGCUGGGCCAGUUCGUCCUCUGCCUCACCGACUGCUUCGUCUCUCGCUGGAACCGCGAGCAGAGCGGAGAGCUCGAGACUCCACCGGCCCGAAGGAUCAACGCGGCGCUGAGGAAACGCUUCGUCCUCUCCCUGAGGGACGUCACCUUCAUGGGCCUGUUCUCCAAGAGCACGCGCGUCUCCCACUACUUCUACACCGCCCUGCAGGGGCUGUCCUACCUCGAGCCCGACCUGAUGCUCCCGGGAGCCCUUCAGCGCUUCUACCCCAGCCUUCAGGGCCUCGUCGAGGUGCAUCGGACGACGGCGAGCCUGCACAGCCUGCGGAUGAUUGCCAACAUCCUGUGCAAGCUCAAGGGCUACCGGUGCCACAUCACCGCCCUCCUGGCCCUCGCCCUCCCCGGCAUCGACGCCAACGACCUCCACAAGACGCAGUACACGCUCAACUUCAUCCAGAGCGUCGCCUACAGCAUUCCCUUCGUGCCCCUGACGACCGAGGACAGCCACAUCCACGACACGUCCCUUGCCAUGCAGUGGGUGCAGGCCGAGAUGGACCGGAUGGAGCGCGACGGCCAGAACGUCGAAAUCGACUACGCCAGCUCGCUCACCGACGAGGACGAGGCGCAGAUCCUACGCUCCUCCACCGCCGGGCUCGGAGAGUUCGUCCUGACGCUGCUGGGAAAGAUCUUCACGCUGCUGGAAAAUCUGCCGGAUGCGAACCAGGCUCGCGGAGGGACGCCGGAAGAUAACGUCAUCAAUGCCUUGCCGACGACCCUCUCCCCUCUGUUCGCCUCCCUGUCGCCCGAGCUGUUCGACAUGGCCCUGGACAAGAUUGCGACCUUUGUCUCGAGUCAUGUUGUCCAUCAGGCUCGCGAUGCCAUGGCCUGGAUCCUCAACGCUCUGUGCAAGGUCAAUCCGGAAAAGACGCUCAAGGUGUUCAUCCCCAUGCUGGUCGUCAACAUCCGAAACGAGAUCGACUACAAUCACGCAGCCUCGGACCGCACCUCCGGCACCGAAUACCUGCCGCGCGACAGGGCCUUGGUCUGGCACGUGAGCAUGCUCGCCAUGGCCGUCGUCUACGUCGGAAAGGAGGUGCUCAAGUACAAGGCCGAGCUGCUCGGCAUCGCCGAGUACAUGCAGGAGAAGUGCCGUGGUCUGCCGACGAUUCUCGUCUCCAACUACGUUCACCACCUCCUCCUCAACCUGACCAACACCUAUCCGAUCGAUCAUGCCCUCUACGAACCGGCCGUCAUCAAGAAGGGCAUCGAUGUCGGCGAGUGGGGCAAGACAACUUCGCCGGCCGAUCUCACCAUCAGAUGGCACCAACCGUCGCCGCCUGAAGUCGAGUUUGCCGUCGAGCUGUUUGCCUCGCAGGUGACGUCUGCCGCCCAGCAGCUGCAGCUUCUCCUGAGUGACGACCCCCCCGUGAGCAGGGUGGGGAAGAACAAGGCCUGGUCGGACGAGGUCGCCAGGCUUAUGCAGCAGAUUCGACUUGUCAUCGCAGGCAUGGCCACCAUGUUUGACCCUCGACGCGCCUCCGGCAACGGCAAGACCGACGAGGGAGAUGAUGAUGCCGUCGACGCCGAGGCCGCGGCCGCGGCCGACGACGACGACGACGACGACGACGACAUGGCCGGCGACGACGACGAUGAGGAAUUUCGACCUCAAUUCCGCUACAAGGCGGGCUAUUUCCUCGAUGCCGAAGAUCCAAUCUACGUUCGCAUCCACGAGCUACGCGACGAGCUCGGCUACCUGCUGACGAAAACGCACUCCUUCCUCAACGAAAAGCAAGAAGACGAUGUCAGCUGCUUCACCGCCUUGUGCUCGGCGUACCGGACCUGGAUCACGGAUGUGGGCAUCGAACGGUCUGUCCACCCGCUCGAGAGGCACCUGAGACUGUACAAGGCCGACAUAGCUGCCUUUAAGAUCAGGGGUCUUCGAAAAGUCUAUCCGCGGCCGUUGCUGAUCAAGCGGGCCGAGGCCUAUCACAUUCUUCGUCUGAAGCACAACGCCGCGGCGAGACACAAGAGCGAGCUGGACAAGCGGCUCAUGCUGGACUUGGCGCACUCGUGCCUGUCCCUGUACGCGGACGUCCGCAGGGUCGCGCAGAGCGCGCAGGACUCCUCUCUGAAGGCGCUCAUCGGCUGCAAGCCCAUCGUCAUGCCCGUCGUCCUCGACGGCCUUCAAACUGCCAUCCAGGCCAACGACCAUGACAGGAUCAAGGGCGGCAUGUACACGCUGCUGUUCACCUCGCUGCUUAGGACGGCGCUGAAGGACUGGAGAUUCGCACCCCAGGCUAUGCGCCUGUACGUGGAGACGGCCGGCAUCGACAAGCCAUCGAUUCAGGCGCUCGGCACGACGGCGCUCUACACGAUGCUCGAGUUUGGCAAGCCCCUCGACCGGGCCAUCCUCCGCUUCGACGCGUUGAUCGAUGGCAUCAAGCCGGCCGACGAUGUGUCGGACAUGAUCCAAAAGAAACACCAGCUUGUCCUGCGGCGGCGCAAGCGAGUCGAGGCGGCCAAGGCGGCCUUGGGUCUGGAGCUCACCAAGCUCGCGCAGGGCGCUCAUUGGAAGAUCGCGACGCGGUGCGCGCUGUUUUCCAUGAACCUGUGCCUCCGGUUCGACACCAUCGCGCCCAAGGAGUUUAUCGACCUCGUCGCCCACGGCGCCAUCGACCCCCACCCCGGACUCCGAGGCUACUACUUGAACUCGUUCUCGUUGGUGUUCUCCGCCAUCGACAUGCGCGCUAUGUACGGGCAUGACUACACCAACUAUCUCCUGGAGAAGGAGACGUGCGACAGAAACAAGUUGGAGAUUCCCGUGGAGAAGGGCGAUGGCGAGUUCACGAACAAGUUCCUCGACUCCUUCCACGACCACGAAAACGCCGAGUACCUGGUCGACUUUGACUAUCCCGGAUGGCUCGUCUGGGGCAAGAAGUUCACGGCGUUCCGGGCGCGACCGCAGCGGUUCGAGGACUACGACGAGGUCGAGACGGCCGUUCGGGAGCAGAUUGGCAAAAUCGUCACGAGGGACUGGAUUUCGCAGUGCUUCGAAUACUUCAAGCAGGAGCCGCGGGACCAGUCGACGGAUAGAUUCCGGAUGAGCAACUUCCACAUUUUGAUGCACGUCUUCGAUCUGAUGUACUACGGGAAGACGUCGGCGACGUUGGACGACGUCAAGGAGCUAACAACAGAGCUUUUCGGCGACGGAAGCGACAAGCACCAGCACCGAGCGACGUCGGAGAUUCUGGCGGCCAUGAUGGCGGGAAGCAGCGACGACCCGCCCGAGCUGCGCGAUCCCGUCUGGGCCUUUGCGGCGCCCAUGAUGCUCGACAUCAUCUCCGACGGCCUGACGCCCGAGAACUUGCAAUACUGGCUCACAUGCCUGCACGUGAUCCUCGACGGCAAGGAUCCUCGGCGCUCGCACGAGAUUGUCGACCGUCUCAAGACGUUCAGGCUCGACGUGUCGUCGAACGCGGCGUUCAAGGAAUCGUCAAUGGUGCAGCUUAUGGAGUUCAUCGUCGCCGACGGCGGCUGGCACUUCCGCGACACGAAGCCCAUCCUCGAGCAUUUCGUGGCGCACAUUGACCACCCGUACAAGGCGGUGCGCGAGGCCAUCGGCCGGCUGCUCUCGGCCGUGGAGAAGACGCGGUACCACGAAUCGUUUGAGAGCGUGGCGAAGCUCCUCGAGGAGAACAAGCAGGCGUCGUCGAUCGGCAUCCGGCCGUACCGGCCGUCGGAGGAGCUCUCGGCGACGAUCAAGGGCGUCUUCGAACGGCUCGAGAAGUGGCGGCACGAGCGGACACCGGGGCAGCAGACGCAGUCCUCGUACACGUCGGGAGCUAAGACGGUGCUGAUGUGGCUCGACUGCACGCUCUCGUCGCACGAGUGCACCGAGCUGGCGCCCUUCUUCGCCAGCCCGUUCAUGGAGCAGCUGCUGCACAUGAUGGACGUCAAGGAAGACGCCGAGCUCAUGCAGCUCGCCUACCACGUGUACCGACACCUGCCUAACAUCCCCCUCCGGGACGGCGAGGACGUCGCGUUCAUCGAGGGUCUCGUAAAGAUUGGGCGGACGGCGGCGAGCUGGCACCAGCGGCUGCGGGCGCUCGUCAACCUGCAGGUCAUCUACUUCCGGCGCAUCUUCCUCACCAAGGCGCCGCAACGAGAUCUGGUCUUCGGCGCCGUGUCGGACAUGCUCGGCGACGCGCAGCUCGAGGUGCGGUCGUGCGCGUCGACGACGCUCGCGGGCAUGAUCCGGUGCUCGCCACACCAGGUGCGCGACCCGAUGAUUGCGCGGCUGAAGAAGCGAUUCGAGGAACAACUGCAGCAGAGCCCGAUGCCGCGACGUCAGCGCAACGUGGGGGGGACGGAGACGCCGGUGGACGUGCAGAAGCAGAUCACGCGGCGGCACGCGGCGGUGCUCGGGCUCGGCGCGCUCGUCGAGGCAUUCCCGUACGCGACCCCCCCGCCGGAUUGGAUGCCGGAAGUGCUCGCAACGCUGGCUCGAAAGACGGCCGGCGAUCCCGGCGUCGUGGGCAAGGCGACGAAGAGCAUCCUGAGCGAGUUCAAGAAGACGCGGCAAGACAGCUGGAUCGUGGAUCAAAAGUACUUUACGCAGGAGCAGAUCGAGGACCUAGAAGGCGUGCUGUGGAAGAGCUACUUUGCGUAA
This is a messenger RNA of Drechmeria coniospora, 6078 nucleotides long. RefSeq names its product proteasome activator subunit 4. NCBI's taxonomy places the organism in Eukaryota, Fungi, Ascomycota, Sordariomycetes, Hypocreales, Ophiocordycipitaceae. The record is from RefSeq and is a predicted model, not a curated record. Gene Ontology annotation, cellular component: cytosol; nucleus. Gene Ontology annotation, biological process: proteasomal ubiquitin-independent protein catabolic process. Gene Ontology annotation, molecular function: peptidase activator activity; proteasome binding. Bases 1 to 6078 code for a protein of 2025 amino acids. The transcript has 4 exons.